Messenger RNA from Cyprinus carpio (common carp), 1518 nucleotides. Its product is annotated as trace amine-associated receptor 13c-like. Gene Ontology annotation, molecular function: trace-amine receptor activity. Gene Ontology annotation, cellular component: membrane. The record is from RefSeq and is a predicted model, not a curated record. Gene Ontology annotation, biological process: G protein-coupled receptor signaling pathway. NCBI's taxonomy places the organism in Eukaryota, Metazoa, Chordata, Actinopteri, Cypriniformes, Cyprinidae.
AGCCCUUGAUUAGCUGGUUCAGGUGUGUUUGAUUAGGGUUAGCAAAACUCUGCAGGACAGUGGCCCUCCAGGAACUGCAUUUGACAGCCUCGUCUUAAAGGUACAUACUUAAAUGUACCUUUAGUUCCAUUUAAAAGGUUACCGCCCCAGUGAGAGUUUUGUACCUUUCCUCUGAGAGUGUAUAUUUUUAAUUUUAAUGAGUGCUCGUUGGUCAUUUGUUGCCCUUUGAUGAUGUGGGAGGGUCAGAAAAUAGCAUGAAGAGUAUUUAAGGGCCUAAAUAGUCCAACUGAAACAGAAUUUACUAGAUUCGACUUUUCUGAGACGAAGAAACCACGACAGGCAGGAUGGAUUUAUCAUCACAACAAUAUGAUCCCACUCAGUUUUGUUUUCCUGCAGUGAACAACUCUUGUCUUAAAGGGACACAUCAUGUUUCCACUCAGACUGUGGUAUAUCUCCUAUUGGUGUCUGCAAUGAUUGUGACCAUUCUAGGAAAUUCGGUGGUCAUCAUUUCAAUCGCGCACUUCAAACAGCUCCAGACUCCCACUAACAUCCUGGUGAUGUCUCUGGCUCUAGCAGAUCUGCUGCUUGGACUGGUGGUCAUGCCUUUCAGUAUGAUCCGUUCUGUGGAUGGCUGCUGGUAUUAUGGAGAUGCCUUCUGUUUGCUGCAUUCCACCUUUGACUUGUUUCUUGCAUCAGUGUCUAUUUUCCAUCUUGUUUGUAUUGCUAUUGAUCGACAUCAGGCUGUUUGUUAUCCGCUUCAGUAUCCUACAAGAAUAACCAUACCUGUUGCAUGGGUCAUGGUGAUGAUAAGCUGGGCUAUGAUUGCAGUCUAUUCAUAUGGUCUACUGUACUCAAAAGCUAAUGUGGAAGGACUGGAGGAAUAUAUUGAAUCAAUAUAUUGUAUAGGACAUUGCAGUCUGCUUUUCAGUAAAUUAUGGUCUGUUUUAGACACAUUAAUAACUUUUUUCUUUCCUUGUUCUGUCAUGUUUGGACUGUAUGUUAGGAUUUUCGUAGUUGCAAAAAAACAUGUAAGAACAAUCAGUGAGGCAAACCAGCAUGAAAAUGAGAAUGUGUUUAAAAGCUCUCGACGAUCUGAACGCAAAGCAGCAAAAACACUUGGUGUGGUCGUUGGUGCUUUUAUCAUUUGCUGGUUGCCAUUUUUUAUUAACUCCGUGAUGGAUCCCUACAUCAACUUUUCCACCCCACUUGCUCUCUUUGAAGUGUUUGUCUGGUUAGGUUACAUUAACUCCACCAUAAACCCCAUCAUAUAUGGCUUUUUCUACCCAUGGUUUAGGAAAACUCUUUCUCUCAUUGUAACAAGGAGAAUAUUUGAACCAAACUCAUCUGAUAUCAAUGUUUUCACAGUUUGAUUUAAUUUCCAUCUCUGUGCAUCACAUUGGACAACAUUCAAUAUUUUUAUACUUACUGAAAUCUUUAACAACAAAAUGAAUGAAGAACAGUGUAAAUUACAUGUGUUUUAUUUGUGCAAAAUUAAAAGAUGAUUUAUCUGACUUUGUA